UUUUACCAGGAAAUCGUCAUACAUUAGGGUUGCAGGUAGAUUUCAAUUAGGCUAAAUGUAAUGAAAAAGAUUAUAGGCAGUCAUACCGAAUACUGUGCCAAAUAUUAAAAGCUUUGCAAAUCGCUACUGAUUUGUUUGUGUUUGGUAUUAUCGGUGUGCAUAGUAAUCCCAUAAGCGUCACGUGCAGAAGCUAGGUACCCUCUGCUGUCUUGCUGGCACUAAUGUUACAAACCUACUUGCCGAUAAGCUGGGCCUAAGAUGCAGAGAAAAGGAUGUUCUAAUAUAUUACCAAAUAUACAGAAAUUGAUGAUUCAAAACAGAAUACGAUGCUUGAGAGAAAUGAUAAAACAAAGUGGGGCCAUAUGAUUUGGAUCAGUUGUGGUUUUGUCACCAAAAACCAGUGACCCUGGUAAACUAUGGGUUUGAAAAAUUUACCUCCCGAACUGGAGGAGCAUAUAUUGGCUCACUUAGAUGGCAGCACAUUCUCCAGAGCCAAGACAGUCUGUAAACGGUGGCAUCAUCUUGUGGAUAAUGUCCAAAAGACCACUAAUUUCUGGUUUCGAAGGUGCAUGGUCGAAAUCCAGCACAAAGUUUUAAUAGACAUUACAGGAGGUGCUGAGAUUCUAGACACCAUGUUAGACCAAGAGAAGAAGUCGUCCUCAGUGGAGGGAUGUCCCAGACAUUGGGAAUACUGGAGGAAAGUUUACUGUGUAUGGUACAGGAGUAGACACAUAGGGACAUGGCAGCCCGUGAUGGAAGAGAUGCCACAUGAUGGGGAUGCUCUCAUGUUGUACCAGGUGAACUGCCUCAGGAUAGCAGGAGAUGCUGUGCUCUAUGGCUGUAGUGAUGGCAGUAUAAGAUGUUAUAAUCUCUUCAGUAAAAGGUGUGCCUUGAUGUCCAGAAAUGUCAGACUUCUGAGGCCAGAGGUCAAGGACAUGAAGCUUAUCAACUCACCAGUGCUAGGAUCUGAUGAAGAGAGUGAUACUGACCAGUGGUCAUUUUCCAGUGACCUCUUCCAUUCCCACUAUCUCAUCUCAGGGGGCAGUGAUGCCUUGGUCAGUCUCAUUGACCUGUCUCCUAAUAACUGGAUGAGAGAAGAAAUCCAUGCCAGUUCUUACUCUUCACCAAUACAAUCUAUCAGUUUGUGGAGAAACCAAAUUGUCACUGCCUCAGAAGAUCACACCCUGAAUGGCCAUGCAGUGCUAGAGGUGACAUCUGGUGGCAAGUUGAAGAAAGUAUCCAGUUUACAUGGCCACAUGGAGGUGCCUAUGUGCAUUGCAGUAUGGGAAAACAAGGUGCUCUCAGGGGGUUAUGACCAAAUGUUGCUCCGUUGGACAGUGGACAGUUCAGCUCAGGGACAUAAUGAUGACUGCACUAUGGUGUGGGAGUUUGACAGCUGGAUAGCAAAGCUCAUCUACAGGGAUACACUAAUUAUUGUGUUAACAGGGGACCACAUACUACACGUCAGCAUUGAUGAUGGCGCCUGCUUUUCCAGCUGGAAUGUGAUGGAGGCUCUCGGCUCCACAGCUUGUGUGAUGUCACUGUGGGGAAAUGUAUUUGCAUUAGGGACUGCUGUAGGGCAUGUUCACUUGUUCUACAUAGAGGAUGACCAAGAUUUCCUGCAGCUGGACCUUACCCAGGCUACCUCAGUGGUCAAGACAGGCUACAGUAACAUCAGUGCACUGGACUUUGGUGACAAUGGGUUUGGACCUUGUGCUGUCAUAGCAACAGAUACGGGUAGAAAACUGAAAGUUGUGCAUUGGGUCUCCACACACUUAUCAUGAUAAUUGUCUUAAGGGUUCGUGCAAUUUAGUUCUUCAUAUUAGGAGAUUUAUUUUCAUUUUUGUGAUAUUUUAUGUCAGCCUGAAUGUUGAAAAUGAAGUAGAAGACGAGAUGUUUUAUGGAGCUGGAUGUUUGCUCUUAUAUUUUAUUUUUAAGCAAUUAAAACGUGGCAUUGCACACAAAAGUGUGAUAAAAGACAAGAAAGAAAAUGUCACACAUUCAUGAAUUCAUUCCUGUUCAUUUUUAAUUACAAUUUCAGAAUGAAAACUGUCAGGUGUUCUUUGAUUUAUACAGUGUACUGGGUCUAUCAACAUUUUCUGUGAUUGGGUACAUUUUAACUUAGUAUUUUCUGUUUAUUUGUUAAAAUACAUUUCAUGCAUUUUGAAUUAUCUAUCCAACAAUGAUAAUGCUUAUCAAAGAUCACUGUCUUGUCUGAACCAAAAUGAUUUAACAUGUUGUAAGUUAGAAGCAGUUUUACCUAAGUAUGAAACUGUAGACUGACAUUUUCACAGUUUUAUGUAUUCCAGCUUAGACAAGACAAGCUUACUUUUUGUUCUCUCAGGAGGUUACUUGACCUUAGUUUAUUUUAUGAAAUAAAGGCAAAUAAUCUUAUUUGCUUGCAUAGUUGUAA
Lingula anatina is the source of this 2413-nucleotide messenger RNA. RefSeq lists its product as uncharacterized. The record is from RefSeq and is a predicted model, not a curated record. Gene Ontology annotation, molecular function: protein binding. Lineage: Eukaryota; Metazoa; Brachiopoda; Lingulata; Lingulida; Lingulidae.